Messenger RNA from Struthio camelus australis, 5107 nucleotides. It is a transcript of the gene MAU2, whose product is annotated as MAU2 sister chromatid cohesion factor. The record is from RefSeq and is a predicted model, not a curated record. Gene Ontology annotation, biological process: mitotic sister chromatid cohesion; maintenance of mitotic sister chromatid cohesion. NCBI's taxonomy places the organism in Eukaryota, Metazoa, Chordata, Aves, Struthioniformes, Struthionidae. Gene Ontology annotation, molecular function: double-stranded DNA binding; protein binding. Gene Ontology annotation, cellular component: SMC loading complex; chromatin.
UCCGUCCUCUACCACCACACCCGCAACGGCGACCAGGCCCGCGGGCACCUGGAGAAGGCGUGGUUGAUAUCGCAGCAAAUUCCCCAGUUUGAAGAUGUUAAGUUUGAGGCAGCGAGCCUUCUGUCUGAACUGUAUUGUCAGGAGAAUUCAGUGGAUACAGCAAAGCCUCUGUUACGCAAAGCCAUUCAGAUCUCGCAGCAGACUCCGUACUGGCACUGUAGACUACUUUUUCAACUUGCACAACUACAUACACUUGAAAAAGACUUAGUAUCUGCAUGUGACCUUCUAGGAGUUGGAGCAGAAUAUGCUCGGGUGGUGGGAUCAGAGUAUACCCGAGCACUAUUUCUGCUGAGCAAAGGGAUGCUUCUUCUAAUGGAACGGAAGCUGCAGGAAGUGCACCCUCUCCUUACCCUCUGUGGGCAGAUAGUUGAAAAUUGGCAAGGAAACCCCAUCCAGAAAGAGUCGUUACGCGUAUUCUUCUUAGUUCUGCAGGUGACGCAUUACCUGGAUGCUGGGCAGGUGAAAAGUGUGAAGCCAUGUCUAAAACAGCUUCAGCAGUGUAUCCAGACCAUAUCUACUCUGCAUGAUGAUGAAAUUCUACCCAGCAACCCCGCUGAUCUCUUUCACUGGCUGCCCAAGGAACACAUGUGUGUGCUUGUAUACCUGGUGACAGUGAUGCAUUCCAUGCAAGCAGGGUACCUGGAGAAGGCUCAGAAGUACACAGACAAAGCACUCAUGCAGCUAGAGAAGCUAAAAAUGUUGGACUGCAGUCCUAUCCUGUCAUCUUUCCAAGUUAUUUUGUUGGAACACAUUAUCAUGUGUCGGCUUGUCACUGGACACAAAGCCACAGCAUUGCAAGAGAUUUCACAAGUCUGUCAGCUCUGCCAGCAGUCUCCCAGACUGUUUUCUAAUCAUGCUGCCCAGCUGCAUACUCUAUUGGGGCUCUACUGCAUUUCUGUUAAUUGCAUGGACAAUGCGGAAGCACAGUUUACGACAGCAUUGAGGCUCACUACACACCAAGAACUGUGGGCAUUUAUUGUGACAAACUUAGCCAGUGUAUACAUCAGGGAAGGCAACCGGCAUCAAGAGCUUUACAGUUUAUUGGAAAGGAUAAAUCCAGACCAUAAUUUUCCUGUGAGCUCUCACUGUCUUCGAGCAGCAGCUUUCUACAUCCGAGGUCUGUUCUCCUUCUUUCAAGGAAGAUACAAUGAGGCAAAACGAUUUUUGCGAGAGACACUGAAAAUGUCAAAUGCAGAAGACUUGAAUCGAUUAACAGCAUGUUCUCUUGUACUCCUGGGUCAUAUAUUCUAUGUAUUAGGGAAUCACAGGGAAAGUAAUAAUAUGGUAGUACCAGCCAUGCAGCUUGCAAGCAAGAUACCAGAUAUGUCUGUGCAGCUGUGGUCUUCAGCUCUGUUGAGAGAUCUGAACAAAGCCUGUGGAAAUGCUAUGGAUGCACAUGAAGCGGCACAGAUGCAUCAAAACUUCUCACAGCAGCUCCUUCAAGAUCACAUUGAAGCGUGCAGUCUUCCAGAACACAAUCUAAUCACGUGGACAGAUGGACCACCUCCUGUACAGUUCCAGGCACAGAAUGGACCCACCACCAGCCUGGCCAGUCUCCUGUGAAACAGUAUAACUAUCAGGACAAUGUGUUUAAAAAAAAAAAAAAAAAAGGAAAAAGAAAAAGCCAAAAAAGAAAAAUUCAUGCAAAAUCUUUUCUUCAAAGAAAAGCCAGCAUAUUCCUCUUCUAGCGAGGGCCUUGUAGGAAACGGAUUGCGUAAGGAAAACAUACAUUUCAUAGACUUGCAAAGUGAGAAGGGCAUUUUAAGCUGCUUUUACAUAAUGUGUGUGAAUAUACAGCUAGUGUAUAUAUACCUUCUGGUUUUAACCUGCUUUCCUCUUAUUGAGAAUUAAGGUUUAGUCCAAAGGACACUUGUUCCUUAAAUUGGUUAGAUACCUGCUUUUUAGAAAUUGUCACAGAAAAUUGAGGGGACUUUGGCAUACCAAUUGUACUCUAAUAUUUAAACCUUCCCUGAAGUACGAUGCAUGCCCUUUUUAAUUUUUUCUGUGCCCUUCCACUCCUGGGAACAAUUGGAUUAAAUCAUGAUUGAUUACAGGGUGCCCAACAAUUCAAAAUUUGUUUUCUGAGGUAAUAGUCUUUCCUUCUCAUUGUCUGUAAGUCAUUGCCAGUGCUGUUUGUAGCCUUGCAAUGAGGGAAACAAUGAGAUCAGUGAGAUUUGAGUUCUGAUGGGUGGGGUAUUUGCAGACAUGGGAAUGUGUUGGGUUCUUCUGGGUUGCCUCCAGGCUGAGCGGAGCAGAUUCCAUGUCCUGGAUUAACCCAGGCCCAUGAAUCUGAUAGUAUGUGCCACCACUUCACCCCUAUGUGGGUCUUCCCUCUACCUCCCUGCUUUGAUGCCCAGUCCCCCAUAGGGUAAGGCAGAACCACAGCGCUCUCCAUCCCUGCUACUUUGUGGUGAUUUGUACCUGAGGAGGAAAUUUCUUGUCCUCCUAUCUAGUUCUAACAUAGGCCAAGCAAGCGGGAAGCCGCUUUUUGCAUCUUCACUGCAGCCUCACCAAGGCAAGGCAGCAUCUGUGCCUUAAUGAUUUUUACAAAUUAUUAAUGUGAGUGUUAAACUGUGUUGUUACAACCCAGAUAUGAUAUGAGUGAGAGGCUUAGGAUAAAAAUUAAACCAUAGUCUUGCAUUUGGCAAAAUCUUAAGUUUCCAAACUUUUCUAUGUUAGUUUUCUUGUUUUAUCUCAUUUGUUUUUGAACUCUGCAGCUGUGAAGUCUCACUGCAUUUGCCUGUGCCUCCGCAGCUGUCUCAAAACAGGAGAGACAUGUCCCAAGUUUAUUCUACAGAAAACAGUAUGGGAAUUGCUAAUUCCUUGAAGCAUCAGCAGCUUUAUAGCAAGGAUUUGUGCCAGUCCGUUGUAGUGUGAUGUAAAGCUUGGGAGGUUCAUGGGGUCAAAUAAAGCUGUUUUUCUCUGUUAGUAGCUCUGCAUAUUUAUCUCCCAACUUAAAAGGGGGAGGGGAGAAGAAUCUGCUAGACAAAGUAGGGCUUUCUGUAAUUGCUUCUUUUCUUUGAGAGAGAAGAGGAGAAUAUUUAAGAGGAAAUAUUUGACCCCUCAAACUUUCAGAAAUUAUUCUAAAAGGAAUACUGUGAAGCCCAUCUUUAAUGGCUAUUCUUUCUCAAAAAUCUUGUCCCUUGUCUAGCAAUAGGUCACAUAGACACUUGCUUUUUAUAAUCCAAACCCCUCAGUCUGAACCAUUGAAUGAUAUUAAAGGGACAAGUACUUGUCCAAGUAUCAAAAUAGGAUUUUACGCUUCCUCUACUGAACAUGCAAUGUUUAUUUAGCUCUUGUUCUCAGAAAUUUACUCUUGCAAAAGCCAUGUGAAUUUUAGGCCUUGUUAAAUCCCCAACAGGGAAAAUGUGGCCUCCGCAUCAGUGUAAAGAGAGUCUUAUUAUUGGGUUUGCAAGAACAAAACACCAAUGCAGUUUAAGGUCCUGUGUGUUCCUUAAGAACUCCAAGAAUAGGAAAGAAAUCUGUGAGGUCUGUUAGCUGGCAGAGUAUUUUGAUAUAUCAAAUAUAGGGAGAAUCCAUGCUUCUGUUAGACUUGUGCAGAUGGAAAUUGUUCCAUAUCACUUGCCAGUCUCAUUCUUUGAGAUGGAGUAUUUCUUGUCUGCCACCUGGCUCUUGCAGUCUGUCCCAAAUACAGCUCUAUCCUAGAUGGCUUGUUUCUUUGAAUUGCAGAACUGAUGGUCAGCAUGCUACGGCCUUCCCAUGGAAGCUGCCGGGCUCACAGCACUGGGGCAGAAGCCUGUCUCCACACCAGCAGCCUCGGUGGCAGCACACUGCUUGCGUGGCCCCAACUGCAGCCAAGAGAGGGUUGCUUCAUGCUCGUUCCACUGCUGGUCUCCAAGACCGCUGGACCGCUGGUGCUGCAGGCAUCUGUCCAUUAGAGACGGAACAAUUUCAUAGGCUAAACAGCUGUUGUAUGCUUGGUUUUGAUCAGGAAUGAUUUAGGUAAAUCCCACCUUAGGAACGAACGUUGGUACCCCAUGGACUAUUUUUAAGUUCUUCCUUUUCUUUUUAAACAUCCACCAACCUCCCUUUGGUAUGGGAAACUGUUUCUUUUUGGCCCUUCCCUUCCCUUGAAGACCCUCAGUAAGUCACUGAGCAGUUGCAAGAAUUCAGCUCCUUUGUAAGCAUCUAAGUACAAUGGCCAUUUUCUUGAUGGUGCUCUUAAGUUUGAAGUGAGAGCAGCUGGAGAAUGUCUAGUAACUGAAAAAGUUAGUACCAAUGUAGUUCAGAAUGGCACUCUAGCAGAUUUUGAUAAUCCAUCCCUUUUGUUGUCUUUGUCUAAUCUGAGUCUAUUUAUGUCCACGGUAACUAUAAUAAAUUCAUUUAAAUGUUAGCCAAAAAGUGCUGCUUCUAUAAGGCGAAGUUUAAACAAAAAAAUUUAGAGCGCUGUGAUUUGGGCUUAGUUUAAGAAAAACAUUUUGCAGCAAGCAAGAUGUCUACUAGUGCUCCUUCAGGUAGAUGCAUCUCCUUGACCUUAUCUUUCAGCUCAGGGACUUGCAGAGCUAAGAUUGUGUGUUACGGGGAAAUGGUUUGCAGUGGCAAUUUUCUGGCUUCUCACUGUCAAUACUUCUGCGCGAACUAGGCUGCUUUGUAGUUCAAAUCCCUUGCCAGUCUGUUCUCAGGAGGGAAGGAAGUACUUAAGGGAAAGGCUGCCUGCUUGCUUCUGAUUUAAGUGCUCUCAGGUUCUUAAUAGGAACCACUCACUAAAUACGGUGGCUGAACUUGAAAAGUCAGGAAGAACAACCUGGGGAUUCCCAGUUUCUGUGACAAGAUAGCUUCACCUGGAUUUUUUUUUUUCCUUUGGCACUUGGUUGCAGUUGUUGAGUUGAGGCAUUAACUAUCCCACAGCCCUGUGGAGUUCAGAACUCUACUGUUGUUUCCCAUGUCCUCUUGCCAUUACAAGAUUUCACAGAUCAUGUAAAUUUGAAAAUAACUUGGUGAUUUUCUAUCUCUAAAAUUCAAUGUACAUUUGUUACAAUGUACAGUGCUUUUUAACUACACUUGUAUAUUAAAUUAUUUAAUAGUU